Messenger RNA from Chroicocephalus ridibundus (black-headed gull), 2292 nucleotides. RefSeq names its product EBF transcription factor 3 (gene EBF3). Gene Ontology annotation, molecular function: DNA-binding transcription factor activity, RNA polymerase II-specific; RNA polymerase II cis-regulatory region sequence-specific DNA binding. The record is from RefSeq and is a predicted model, not a curated record. Gene Ontology annotation, biological process: regulation of transcription by RNA polymerase II. Bases 384 to 2174 code for a protein of 596 amino acids. The transcript is spliced from 17 exons. Lineage: Eukaryota; Metazoa; Chordata; Aves; Charadriiformes; Laridae.
UCCCCGCCGUGGCGGGGGCCCGGCUCCCGGGGAAGGGCGCGCUCCUCGGGGAGGGAGGGCCGGGCUCUGCGCGCCUCCGUCCAUUCCGUGAGACGCCAACGGGCCCGCGCCCCGUUCUCCCGUGUGCCCGGGAACACCUCCGCGAAGUACUCAGUAAAUUGUUUAUGUCGUGCCAAUACAGGACAGAUUGAAGAAGGAAGCAAGACUUGAACUGGGCUUUUCUCCUACUGAUCACAGGGAGUAAAGUCAUCUCUUAUAUUCCAGUCGCCAAGGAGAGAGAGAGAGAGAGAAAAUCAAGCAACAACCAACCCACCCCGUAUCUGACAUUUCCCUCAAUUUUAACCCCUUUUGGUUAGGAGCUGGUUUUGCCCAAAUUUGUUUUAAUGUUUGGGAUUCAGGAAAAUAUACCAAGAGGUGGGACGACCAUGAAAGAAGAACCGCUGGGCAGUGGGAUGAAUCCCGUCCGCUCCUGGAUGCAUACGGCGGGGGUAGUGGAUGCGAACACGGCCGCCCAAAGCGGCGUGGGGCUGGCUCGGGCACAUUUCGAGAAACAGCCGCCUUCCAAUCUCAGAAAAUCCAAUUUUUUCCACUUCGUCUUAGCUCUGUACGACAGGCAGGGGCAGCCAGUGGAGAUUGAGAGAACAGCUUUUGUGGACUUUGUGGAGAAAGAGAAAGAGCCAAACAAUGAAAAAACUAACAAUGGAAUUCAUUAUAAACUUCAGUUAUUGUAUAGCAAUGGAGUCAGGACAGAGCAGGACCUGUACGUUCGGCUAAUAGACUCAAUGACCAAGCAGGCCAUCGUCUACGAAGGGCAGGACAAGAACCCCGAGAUGUGCCGGGUGCUGCUGACACACGAGAUCAUGUGCAGCCGGUGCUGUGACAAGAAAAGUUGCGGCAACAGAAACGAAACACCCUCAGACCCCGUUAUCAUUGACAGAUUCUUUCUAAAGUUUUUCCUCAAGUGCAAUCAGAACUGUUUGAAGAAUGCAGGCAACCCGCGAGACAUGCGAAGAUUCCAGGUUGUUGUAUCAACAACAGUCAAUGUGGAUGGCCACGUGCUGGCUGUCUCAGACAACAUGUUUGUACACAACAAUUCCAAACACGGGAGGCGGGCUCGCCGCCUUGACCCCUCAGAAGGUACGGCCCCUUCUUAUCUGGAAAAUGCAGCUACUCCGUGCAUAAAGGCCAUCAGUCCUAGUGAAGGCUGGACUACUGGUGGGGCUACUGUCAUCAUAAUCGGAGACAACUUCUUUGAUGGCUUACAAGUCGUAUUUGGAACUAUGUUGGUCUGGAGUGAGCUGAUAACACCCCACGCCAUCAGAGUUCAGACACCACCACGGCACAUUCCAGGAGUUGUUGAAGUAACUCUCUCCUACAAAUCCAAACAGUUCUGCAAAGGUGCUCCCGGCCGAUUCGUCUACACUGCGCUUAAUGAACCAACCAUAGAUUAUGGCUUUCAGAGGUUGCAGAAAGUUAUUCCACGACAUCCAGGUGAUCCCGAAAGGUUACCAAAGGAAGUAUUACUUAAGAGAGCAGCAGACCUUGUUGAAGCCCUAUAUGGGAUGCCCCAUAACAACCAGGAAAUAAUCCUGAAACGAGCAGCUGACAUUGCUGAGGCGUUAUACAGUGUGCCCCGCAAUCACAACCAGAUCCCCACUCUCGCCAACACUCCCGCUCACACUGGCAUGAUGGGAGUGAACUCCUUCAGCAGCCAGCUCGCCGUUAAUGUCUCGGAAACAUCGCAAGCCAACGACCAAGGUUACAGUCGCAACACAAGCAGUGUUUCCCCGCGAGGAUAUGUUCCCAGCAGUACUCCUCAGCAGUCCAAUUACAACACAGUCAGCAAUAGCAUGAAUGGAUAUGGCAAUGCCGGCAUGCCCAAUCUAGGUGUACCAGGUUCCCCUGGAUUUCUUAAUGGCUCCUCAGCUAACUCUCCUUAUGGCAUAGUGCCGUCAAGCCCUACCAUGGCAGCCUCUUCGGUCACCCUCCCUUCAAACUGUAGCAGUACACACGGCAUUUUCUCAUUCUCACCUGCCAAUGUCAUCUCUGCAGUGAAACAAAAGAGCGCCUUUGCUCCUGUUGUCAGGCCCCAAGCCUCUCCUCCACCAUCUUGCACCAGUGCAAAUGGAAAUGGACUUCAAGCUAUGUCUGGGCUUGUAGUCCCGCCAAUGUAAAGUCACUUUUGUUUACCUACCGUAGCACCAAGCUUCAGAGGAUGGGCUUAGGGGACAAGUUUAGUAUAUUAAGACAUGCUGAUGGAAACAGUAUCUUCACACAGAAUCAGCAACAAAU